AUGCUCAGCCUGGAAUCAUCCCUGUCAUCCCUAGUCCAAGUACGUUGUAGCGACCGCAGCGAGGUGGCGGGAGCUCCCGCCUUUAGAGUGUGCCCACGCUGCGCCAGCGUCAUCGAGUAUGAGAGCCAAUGCAAACACAUGACCUGCAGGUGCGGACACUCUUUCUGCUGGCUUUGCACAAAGGAUGCGGGCCAGCAUGCAGCGUCAGGCGACCUUGACUGGAACAUCAACUUUUCCUGCCCCAUCGCACCCGUGCAGAGCGAGGAAGAGAUUCGGCAGAUUCUGAGCAGGCAGCGAUGA
Molecule: messenger RNA, 300 nt
Organism: Symbiodinium natans
Lineage: Eukaryota; Dinophyceae; Suessiales; Symbiodiniaceae
Source: the annotation of a GenBank genome assembly